UGUCGCCCCGCCCUCGCCCUCUUGCGCCUGCGUGGCUAUGGCGGCGCCCGGUUCGGAGAUGGAGGCGGCGGGCGCGGCGGGGCCGGAGGAGCUGGUGUGCGCGCGGGGCCGGAACCGCAAGGCCGUCCUGUGCCAGCGCUGCAGCUCCCGCGUGCUUCUGCCUGGCACCGCCACCUUCACCCGCCGAGAGCUUUUCCUCCCUGCUAUGAAGAAGAAGACCGCCCUGGUGGGCAACAGUGACUUGGAUGGGGAUGUCCUACAGGACCACUGGCUGGUUGAUGACAUGUUCUCUUUUGAAAAUGUUGGCUUCACCAAGGAUGUUGGAAAUAUAAAGUUCCUGAUCUGUGCAGACUGUGAAAUCGGUCCUAUUGGCUGGCACUGCUUGGAUGACAAAAAGAGUUUUUACGUGGCCUUGGACCGUGUGUCCCAUGAAUGAUGUGCUGACUGGUGACCAAAAGAUCAAUGAUCUUCCUGUCGGCUGGUUCAGACAUGUUACAGCUACUCUUCUCUCUAGCGGACUAAUGUCUACUUUGUAAUGCCAACAUGCAGCCUUGAAAACGGCUCAAGAAUGGUGCCCUAACAUGUUGCAUUGAAAGAAGUGUCUGCUUAUAUUGCUUGUCAAGUGACUUACGACUCCCUUGAACCCCUUCUUCCCCAUUUAAUUCUUGCCCUGAGUCCUGUUCUUGUCUAAAAUCUUGCAGAUUACAUUGGUGUAAUUUGAAGCAAAGACCUCGCUUUAUUUAAUUAUUGAGUGAAAGAAAAAUAUUGAGAUACACUGAACCAUCUAUCCCCUGUAAAGUGAGCAUAUUAAUGCAACUGGAAGAAUUCUUAGCCUUUUUUUUUGUGUGUGCUUUUGGGCAGUAUCAUAUCCAGAUUUAUAGUUUUCUGCUGUAUUUUGGACCAAAGGGUGCAUACUUUUGACUUUAAUGUUUACAGACAUGACUGCUAUAUCUCUGUCAAUUGACAUUUUAUAAUUGACAUUUUAUAAUUUCUAUCUUAUAACUGUUAUUGAAAGCCAAGUCUUGGUUGCGGGACUUUUUAAAUGUGGGAAAAUAAAACGAAGCUUUUGAGAGUGCAGAAAGAAAAGUACAAGAAAAAAUGUCAUUGGAGGAGCUAACCUUCUAAUCCUUUACAAAUAUUUGUAUUUAAUUAAAUGUAAACCAAGCUUUUCAAUUUGUAUGUUGUGAUCUUUCUAUAAAAUGUUGCCAGAGAUAAUGAA
Molecule: messenger RNA, 1219 nt
Organism: Podarcis muralis (Common wall lizard)
Lineage: Eukaryota; Metazoa; Chordata; Lepidosauria; Squamata; Lacertidae
Gene: RABIF
Product: RAB interacting factor
Biological process (GO): small GTPase-mediated signal transduction; post-Golgi vesicle-mediated transport
Cellular component (GO): membrane; cytosol
Molecular function (GO): zinc ion binding; guanyl-nucleotide exchange factor activity
Source: RefSeq, a predicted model, not a curated record